AUGAACUACAGACUGGCAAUCAUUGGGAAGACAAAGAAAGAACAACUCUUGCAGCAGCCGCAACUCUCCAAGCACAAAAAGAAGAAAUAUGUCUUGAAAUUCUCCAUUGCUGAUGCGCUUGCCGCUACAGUCUACAGUGCAAUUGAAACCACUACGGAUUUUAUGAAAGAAGCUGCACAUGAAAUCAUGAAAACCACCGGAAGCAGUCUCAAAGCAACCAUCAAGAGAACAAAUGUGGAACCCCGCGAUGACGUAAUGCAAAUUCAAACUUCGGACAAUUGA
Molecule: messenger RNA, 282 nt
Organism: Seminavis robusta
Lineage: Eukaryota; Bacillariophyta; Bacillariophyceae; Naviculales; Naviculaceae
Source: the annotation of a GenBank genome assembly